This is a messenger RNA of Musa acuminata AAA Group (dessert banana), 2858 nucleotides long. RefSeq names its product putative pentatricopeptide repeat-containing protein At1g56570. The transcript has a single exon. Gene Ontology annotation, biological process: RNA modification. Gene Ontology annotation, cellular component: intracellular membrane-bounded organelle. The record is from RefSeq and is a predicted model, not a curated record. Bases 106 to 2106 code for a protein of 666 amino acids. NCBI's taxonomy places the organism in Eukaryota, Viridiplantae, Streptophyta, Magnoliopsida, Zingiberales, Musaceae. Gene Ontology annotation, molecular function: protein binding; RNA binding.
GGACCCAAAUUAUAUUGUAGAACUUUGCAAGGAAAAUUAUGUAAAAAUGCCGCAGCCUGUCAUACGCCGCCGCAGCCGUCCUCAUCAGCAUUCCUGGGUGCGUUCAUGUGCCACGCGGCGCUCCUAAAGGCCUCGGCUUUCGCUCUCAAGCACUGCGUCCCUUCGUUUGCUGCCCGACCUCUAUCCAGCAAUCCCAUCGCGGAGCCGAAGGCCUUCCUGAUACCAAGUACGGAUCGAUGGAAUUCGAUGAUAAGAGCCCAUGUCAAUUCCGGCCACUUCCACACCGCCCUCUCCCUCUUCUCCGCCAUGCGAGAAGGCGGCGCUCGGCCGGAUCACUACACGUUUCCCCUCGUGAACCGCGCGGCUUCGUCUCUUGCAAAUCGGAUCGACGUCGGAGAAGCGAUCCACUGUCUUGCAGUCAAAGCCGGCUUCGCCGGCGAUGUCUACUUCUGCAACACGAUGAUGGAGGCGUACGUCAGAAAUGGCGGAGUCGGCAUGGCGCGUCGGGUGUUCGAUGAAAUGUGUAUGAGGGAUGUGGUAUCUUGGACAUCCUUGAUAUCCGGCCACGCUCGCGUAGGUGACUUUGAUGAGGCCUUCGACUUGCUGCAUCGAAUGCGAGCGGAGGGCUUGCAGCCCAGCCCAGUUACACUGGCGGUCCUACUGCGAGCGUGCUGCGCCGCGGAAGACGUCGCAGGAGGGUGCCAAUUGCACGGGUUCGUGAUCAAGAUGGGCUUCGGAGGCCAUGAAUUGGUUCAAAAUUCGAUCUUGACCAUGUUCAGCAAAUUGUCUUGCUUGGAGGUGGCGCAGAAGCUCUUCGACGACAUCCAGAACAGGAGCGUUGCCUCAUGGAACAUCCUCGUAUCGAUGUACUCUUCUAUGGGAGAUGUUUCCGGAGCCAUAGAUAGUUACGAGAAGAUGAAGAUGGAGUGGAGUCCCAGCAGCGAGACACUGACAUCGCUCCUCUCCGCAUUGGCGAAGUCCGAGGAUCUUCGACUGGGCAAAUGGGCACACUGUCAUGCAGUAAAAGCUGGGCAGAUAGAUGCAAUUCUGCAUGCUUCUCUCGUAGAUUUCUAUGCUAAAUGCGGAGAACUCGAAUUUGCAGUCCAGUUAUACGAAGAAGCUCAAACAAAGAGCAGCACUUUAUGGUGCAUCAUGUUGUGGGGAUUUCUUCAGAAUGGAGAAUUCCUGGAAACAGUUCACUUGUUUCAAAGGAUGCAAGAAGCUGGAUUUAUGCCCGGUAAGGAUGCUCUAAGGGUUUUGGUCAUGGCAUGCUCGCAUUUGGGUGUUUUGAUGUGGGGUAAAGGAAUUCAUGGGUACUUGAUAAGGAACAACACCCUGGAAGCUGGUGGCUCAGAUGAUACAGCACUCGGAACCUCUGUUCUCAACAUGUAUGCAAAGUGUGGGAGCAUCGACUUAGCACGAAGGUGUUUCGAUAGAAUAGCGGAGAAAGAUAUCGUAGCAUGGACCUCGAUGGUGGAAGGAUACGCUGUCCAUGGACUUGGCAUGGAAGCUUUGGACUUGUUCUACCGGAUGAAGGAGGAAGGUGUUAGACCAAACAGUGUCACCUUUCUGAGCUUGUUGUCUGCUUGUAGUCACUCAGGACUUGUGAGAGAAGGCUGUGAGUUGUUCGACUGCAUGAUCACAAGAUAUUGUAUCCGACCUGAGAUAAGCCACUACACAUGCUUGGUAGACUUGCUUGGUCGGUCCGGGAGACUUGGUGAGGCUCUUGAUGUGAUCACCGGUAUGAUCGCUGAGCCUGAUGGUCGAAUCUGGGGUGCUCUGCUUGCGUCUUGUAGGACUCAUUCCGAUAGUGUUCUUGGAAAAUAUGCAGCCAAGAAGGUUUUUGAUUUGGAACCAGAUAAUAUGGGCUAUCAAGUUGUGUUGAGCAAUAUUUUUGCUGGUGACGAGAGGUGGGAAGAAACUGAAAGAACUAGGAAGUUGAUGCACAGAGAAGAGGUAAGAAAGAAACCAGGUUGGAGCUGUGUUCAGGUGAAGGGGAUGUCCGAUGUGUUUGUUGCAGGGGACAAAUCACACCCUCAAGUAGGUAAAAUUUAUGAGGUUUUGGGGUGUUUGGCAAGGCAGAGUGAAGAAAGCAGAGAUUGUUAACAUUCUCGGUUUCUAUGCUGUUCAUGGAUGAAAAAGAUGAGGCAAAUUUAUGGAAAUCCCACAUAAAACUGUUCAUGAAUGAUAUAAAACAUGGGAUAUGCAUGAGAAGAUUUGAACUGUUAAAAGAAUGGAAGGAAGGAAGGAAGGAUACAAGACAGAAGGCAAGUACGACAACAGCAACAGAGAGCACUAAAACUGCUCCCGAAGCAACAAGCAGUGCCUCAUUCAUCUCUGACAAAGAAUAGUCAUUCUUCAUGUACGCCAACCAACAUAAGAUUCCUGCUACAUUUGCGAACCUGUGCUAGCUAAAGACAACGCAAUGGUUCCUAUAAUGCUAAGCUGCUGUUCUAUCAACUGUUACUAUUAUGAUCCAAAUCCACUAAAUCUUUCAUCGAGCUAAGACCGGUUGGUGGACAGAGAUCUCUCUCCUUAUAUCCUUUGGCUUUCAUGCUGUCAUAAACAUAAGAUACUACAGUUUUCCUCUGCAUUCCAGCCAGUCAUUAGUCUAUGGAGGGGUGGAAAGUAGUGGAAACCGGAAAGGGUCGUGGCCAGGAGUCCGAAAAGCUCAAAAGAUGGCUUUGCUUGUUAACCGAGAUGUAAACCAGUGAGCUGAGCUGUAGAGAUCCGUGGGGGCACCCCACCAUGUGUACAGCCUAUGUCACUUGCUACGAUUGCAGCUUUUAAUUGCCAUCCAUGUGGUCACUCCCUCCAUCACAUUAUGAUACCAGCUCCAUAUGUUCUGCCAUCUCCUA